AUGGGUCGAUCCCCUUCACCGCAUCGGAGGUAUGCAAACAGCAAGAAAGUGGACAAGAACUCAUCAUACAGACGGACAGAAGUCGAUGACCGCGAGCGGCGGAGGCGCGACCGCAGCCGCAGUGCAGAGCGAGAUGGACGUGACUAUUCACGCCGUAAACGGGACCGAAGCCGAAGCAAGGAUCGCGAGCGGGAGAGUAGGGAUAAAGACAAGAGGCGUAAACGUGAGACUUCUGAAGAGCGGCGGGCGCGCAAAGCGGAAAAGAAGCGUGCGAAGGAGGAGGACGAGGCGCGAAAGGUGGCCGAACUCAGCGUCUACAGCGCUACCGACAAUCCGUUCCAUGACGUGAACCUGGGUCAACAGUUCCGCUGGCACAAGAAGAAUGAGAAGGAGCGCAAGCAGGGCAUGUCGACUUUGGAUUCUCAACGAAGAGACGCUUUGCGGCGCGCCGAGGCUAAGGAGGAGCUGGAACGACUCAACCGCAGGCGCGCUGAGCGGGAGGCGGAUCAGCAGUUGAGAGAGGAGGAGGAGCUGAGGAUGGCCAGACUGCAAGAAUCAGCUCAGAUGUCCGAAUGGCUCUCAAAGGAAGGAGAUUUCCGUCUCGAGCAAGAGCGCAGUCGGGCUGCUAUACGGAUCACGGAGAAGCGGGCGAAGGCCAUCGACUUUUUGGCGCUCAACUUGAAAUAUGUGAAUCCUCCCUCAGAUGAAGAGGAGGAGAAGGGUGAGGACGCCGGUCUGGAGAUUGACUUGGAUGAGCCCUACAAUAUUCUCGACAACCUGACCUCAGAACAAGUCGAAGAGCUUCACGAAGACAUCGAGCUAUACUUGACUCUGGAGCAAGACAAAACCAAUAUCGAUUUCUGGACGAACAUGAUGGUCAUCUGUAAAGACCGAUUGGAGCGAAUCAAAGCAAGCCAACAAAUGGGUGUUGAAGCUGCCGCCGCCGUUGAAGCCGAUAUAUCCGCUUUGUUGUCCACCAAGACCUAUGAUCAGCUCGCCUCGUUGCAGAGGCAGAUCCAAGAUAAAUUGACCAGCGGAGAACCAGUGGAUACUGACUAUUGGGAGAAUCUCCUCAAGAAACUGCUCGUUUGGAAAUCAAAGGCCAAGUUGAAGAGUCUUCACGAAGUUGUCGUACGAAACCGUCUAGAGCAACUCCGCAAAAGACAGAGGGACGAAGCACUUCAGGCUCAGGAGGAACUGCUGGCUGGUGUCGCCAAGGCUGCUUCAAGACGAAAUGAAGUCAUUCACGAGGGACAGAUUUCCGAAGUUGAAAUGAUUCCUGCCGAAGAAAUCGAGGAAUAUCGCAAGGAAAUGGAGCCACCUCUGCUCGAUAUCACCCAACUUUCAACUGAGGAACGAGAGAUGGAUAUCAUCACCGAGCUUGAAUACCGACGCGCUCUGUUUGCUCAACGACGGGCCGUUGCAGCCUCUCGGUUCGUGCCCAAAGCGGCACCUGUUAUAGCUGACAUUCCCGAGGAGCCAUCUCAGAGUAACGCAGACCUGGCGUCUGAAGCCCUGUUCCGCGCCGAGGCCGAGAGAGAACUUGACGAAGAAGAGGAACUGUUCAAUUUGGAAGAAAACAUAUCAAAUCCUACAUCGUACAACUGGGAAGACAAAUACCGACCAAGGAAACCCCGCUAUUUCAAUCGUGUCCACACAGGAUACGAAUGGAACAAGUACAAUCAGACCCAUUACGAUACGGACAAUCCACCGCCUAAAGUUGUCCAGGGUUAUAAAUUUAACAUCUUCUAUCCCGAUCUCAUCGACAAGUCCAAGGCCCCGACAUACAAGAUCGUCAAGGAGGAUGGAAAUGAGGAUACAGUUCUGCUCCAUUUCAGUGCCGGUCCGCCCUACGAGGAUAUAGCUUUCCGAAUCGUCAAUAGGGAAUGGGAGUACUCCCACAAGCGGUGCGUUCUGAGUCUCGCCUAUAGCCCAAGACUUACCCGAAAGACAGUGGUUUCCGAAGCAGUUUUGAUCGGGGCUGCUUAUCUUUGUGGUUUAAUUAUAGGCGGGCUUUCUACCGCAAGUAACAAAGCUGUUGCUUGGCUGGUCGAUGACAUCAUCACUUCGCAUACCGACGCGAGAUCAACCAUCGGUCAUCCUUAGCAUUUAUCACUCAUAUCUUUGUCUUGCGGAAAUGUAACUGAAGGUGACCGAAGGGCUUCACGUGCUGAUCAAAAGCGGACCCGAUCUUUGGUUCCCUUACGACUGACUUCCACCCGCAACCACCAACUACACUAAUACCAACCAAAUCCGUCUGCUACGAUGGCGACCUCAUCCAAAGUCGACACGAAGAUGGAUGUCGAUGAGCCCACCAUCGAUGAGAGCUUGUACUCGCGUCAACUAUACGUCUUGGGCCAUGAAGCGAUGAAGAAGAUGGCCACUUCCAAUGUUCUCAUAGUGGGGAUGCAGGGACUUGGUGUCGAAAUCGCCAAGGAUAUCUGCCUGGCCGGGGUCAAGUCUGUUACGAUUUUCGAUCCCGAACCAGUCACGCUGCAAGAUCUCAGCUCGCAAUUCCUUCUGCGCGCAGAGGAUGUUGGGAAGAGCCGCGCCGAGGCGACGCUCCCGCGACUAGCCGAAUUGAACGCGUACGUCCCUGUGCGAAACUUGGGGGGCAGUGCCGGGCAGGAGGUCUCGGUAGAGCUCGUUCAGGGCUUCCAGGCUGUUGUGCUGUGCAACACGUCGUGGAGCAAACAGCUUGAGAUCAACGCUUGGACACAUAAGAAUGGCGUUGCUUUCAUCGCGGCUGAGACGCGCGGUCUGUUUGGGUCUGUGUUCAAUGACUUUGGCCCGGAAUUCGUCUGUGUGGACACCAAUGGCCAACAACCUUUGUCGGGCAUGAUCGUCGAGGUAGAGCAGUCUGCUGACGGAUUAGUAACUUGCCUGGACGAGACCCGCCACGGACUAGAGGAUGGCGACUACGUUACUUUCGCGGAAGUGCAAGGCAUGACUGAGCUCAACGGAUGUACACCCCGGAAAGUUACUGUCAAGGGCCCGUACACUUUCUCUAUUGGUGAUACGACCAAUAUGUCUGGAUACAAGGCUGGUGGAAUCUUCACUCAAGUCAAGAUGCCGAAGACCAUCGCAUUUAAAUCCCUCGAGGAGUCCCUGAAGACACCAGAAUACUUCAUCACAGACUUUGCCAAGUUCGAGCGCCUUGCAACUCUGCACGCUGGUUUCCAGGCGGUCUCCGAGUACAAGCAGCAGAACGGACGUCUUCCUCGGCCGCGCAAUGCGGAAGAUGCUGCGCAGGUGGCUGUCCUGGCGAAGAAACUGGAGCCUGAUGUGGACGAGAAGACGUUGGCCGAACUUGCUUAUCAAGCCAGUGGCGACGUUCCCCCGCUCGUCGCAGUUAUCGGAGGUUUUGUGGCACAGGAGGUGCUCAAAGCCUGCACAAGCAAAUUCCACCCGAUGCUGCAACAUAUGUACUUCGACUCCCUCGAAUCGCUGCCCUCGACGCUUCCCACGGAGGCCGAUUGCCAGCCGAUUGGCUCGCGUUACGACGCGCAGAUCGCCGUGUUUGGCAAGACGUUCCAUGAGAAGGUGGUUAACUUCCGUGAAUUCUUGGUUGGCUCCGGCGCCAUUGGGUGCGAGAUGCUGAAGAACUGGAGUAUGAUGGGUUUGGCCACAGGACCUAAGGGACAGAUCCAGGUCACGGAUCUGGAUACGAUCGAGAAGAGUAACCUAAACCGACAGUUCUUGUUCCGGGCAAAGGAUCUCGGUAAAUUCAAAUCGGAGGUUGCUGCUGCUGCCGUUGCCGAUAUGAACCCUGAUCUCAAGGGCAAGAUCGUAGCGAGGCAGGAUGCCGUUGGCCCGGAUACCGAGAACAUCUACGACGAGGACUUUUUCAGCAGCCUCGAUGGAGUGACCAACGCACUGGACAAUCUCAAAGCCCGUGUAUAUAUGGAUCAGCGCUGUGUGUUCUAUAAGAAGCCUCUGCUCGAGUCGGGGACUCUGGGAACCCAGGGCAACGUGCAAGUUGUCGUCCCCCAUUUGACCGAGUCGUAUGCCUCGUCUCAAGAUCCGCCUGAGAAGUCGAUCCCGAUGUGUACCGUCAAGAGCUUCCCUAACGCUAUCGAGCACACGAUCGAGUGGAGUCGGACGGAGUUUGACAAGAUGUUUGUGGAUCCCGCGUCGGCCGUGAACGCCUACCUGUCGGAGCCGAACUAUCUCGAGACGCAGCUCAAGUACUCGGGCCAGCAGAAUGAGCAAGUGGAGCAGAUUCACUCAUUCUUGGUCACCGACAAACCGAUCACAUUCGAAGAGUGCAUCGUCUGGGCGCGGCACAAAUUCGAGGAGAAGUUCACCAACGACAUCAAGCAGCUCUUGUUCAGCCUGCCGAAAGACUCGCUGACGAGCACCGGGCAGCCAUUCUGGAGCGGACCCAAGCGAGCUCCGGAGCCUCUGCAGUUCGAUUCGAGCGAUCCACUGCACCUUGAAUUCAUCAUCUCCGCUGCGAAUCUACAUGCAUUCAACUACGGGCUGCGCGGGGAGACCGAUCCGGCAGUGUUCCGCAAGGUUGCAGAUGCUGUGAUCGUGCCCGAGUUUUCACCCAAAAGCGGGGUCAAGAUCCAGAUCAACGACAGCGACCCGACUGCCCCGGCUGGGGGAGACGAAGGUGAUCUGGGGGAACUGGUCUCCAAGCUGCCCGCUCCGUCAUCUCUGGCAGGGUACCGGCUGAACCCGGUCGACUUUGAGAAGGACGACGACAGCAACUUCCACAUCGACUUUAUCGCUGCGUCUGCGAACUUGCGCGCAACCAAUUACAGCAUCGCUGUUGCCGAACGCCACAAGAUUAAGCAGAUCGCCGGCAAGAUCAUCCCCGCUAUUGCCACAACCACUGCGCUCGUCACCGGGCUGGUCUGUCUCGAGCUAUACAAGCUCAUCGACGGCAAGACGAAGCUGGACGACUACAAGAACGGAUUCGUAAACCUGGCGCUGCCCUUCUUCGGGUUCUCAGAGCCGAUUGCGCCUGUCAAGCAAAAAUACGGGGAGACCGAAUGGACGCUCUGGGAUCGCUUCGAGUUCAACAACGACCCGACGCUGAAGGAGAUUAUUACCUGGUUCCAGGAGAAGCACAAGCUGGAGCUGACGAUGAUGAGCCAGGGCGUGAGCAUGCUCUGGAGCGGGUUCCUGCCCAAGAAGAAGAGCGAGGAGCGGCUGCCGCUCAAGUUCAGCAAGCUGGUCGAGACCGUUAGCAAGAAGCCCGUUCCUCCGCACACCAAACACCUGCUCGCGGAGGUUAUGGUCGUCGACGAGGAGGGCGAGGACGUCGAGGUCCCGUUCUUGGUUGUCCGCCUGUAGAUAGCACACGAAUCAAAUGUAUCCUGUACUGACCACACAAACAAAUACCAAUCCAUGCUUUUC
Molecule: messenger RNA, 5367 nt
Organism: Mycena citricolor
Lineage: Eukaryota; Fungi; Basidiomycota; Agaricomycetes; Agaricales; Mycenaceae
Source: the annotation of a GenBank genome assembly